GCUUUGGAUUGAAUUUAAAUUUGUGGUAUAUGGAAGGUAUAAUCCGAAGAUUUUCAUCACAAACCUCACAUUCCCAGCCACUAAUACUUCUAAGAUAACAUGGCCUAAUAAAUCCAAUAAACCAAACUUCAAAACAUAUUCCCACGUGGCGCCAAUCCACAGGCUCACCUUGUUUAUCCAAACACCACAUAUAUCACUUCAAGGCCUUGGCACCAAAUCCACCAAAAUUCAAAGCCACACAAAAUUCCCUCCACACGUAUAAACAACAUUUGAGCUCUCUUUUCUUCUCAUAUAAACCCACACACAUAAAACACACUCUAGCUUAGCUCACACACAUUUUCUACGGUCCAGAUUAAACCAAACUCAUUUCCAAAAAUGGGCUGCGCUUCCUCGAAAAGAGUGGAGGCUGCCGUGGACUACAAGCCCGCACCGGCGAGCUACGCGGUCUUCGACAUCAACGCCAUCCAAGAGCCGUGGCUCGUAUUCGACAAUACGACGCUGCAGGAGCAGCAGCAGAGCCACGAAAAGCCCGCGCAUGUGCCGGCCCAAAUCCUCGACAAGCUCAAAUCGUUAGAAACCGAAGCGGAAGCAGCCCCUCACACGUGGGACGAGGUCAGCAAGGCCCUAGAGAACCUAAAGCCCAAGACCGACCCGAAGUGCAAACCCGAGCCAAGCCCAACUCCUUCCCCGGCCCAGAACGAACAGACCAGUAGUAGGAAGCCCCGUAAGAGCCUGUCCUUCCACACGCUCGACGAGCUCGACAAGAAGCUCGCUCCGAAACCGGCCGACAUGAGAAAGAGCGAGUCGAUGCGGUCCCUGUGUAAGCUAAACACCGAGUCGACCCGGUCCGAGUCACGAGUUGACUCGGAGGCGACUCAGUCGACUCAGUCGGCGGCGGGUUACAUCAAGCCGGUGAAGGAGAACAUAUUCAUAAUGAGGGACAGGAUGGAGAGAGAGAAGGAAGGCAAGCUGGCGGUCUACGAUAGGCUGAUGAAGAGCAAGCGGGACCCACUGAGCGAGUACCCGGAGAGGUGCCCGCCCGGCGGCGCCGACUCUGGGUGCCAUCGGGUGGUGUACGACGAGCGCGACGUGGCGCUGCACGGCGAGUUUCUGGGUGAGCUGAGGGGAUUGCUGGGUGAGGAGAGCAAUAACUCCGACGGCGGCGUGGGUGUGCCGAGGGUUUUCGUGAAGGGGAGGUAUCUGGGUGGGGCGGAGGAGUUGGUGGAGCUGAACGAGUCCGGGGUGUUUGGGAGGAUGGUGAAGUUAGCAGGCGUGGAGAGAGGGGUGGGGUGGCGAGCGUGUGAGGGGUGCGGUGGGGCCCGGUUCGUGCCGUGCAUGGAGUGUGGCGGGAGUUGUAAGGUGGUGGUUGGGGAUAAGAGGGAGAGGUGCCCCAAGUGUAAUGAGAAUGGGCUGGUGCAGUGUGUGGCUUGUUGGUCUUUAACGUAAUUUCAACGGAGUAGGGUAUUUGUUUCUCUUUUAUUAUCUUUGAUUUCAAUGUUGUGUAUAAGUUUUUGAUUGGUGUUUAAGAAAAUAUACACUAUCCUCAUUCCUGAGUGAGAUUUGUAAGCUCUGGUAAAACAGAGAGACGAAGAGAGUGACUUGUAAAGAACUGUAAAGUGUAUAUAGAAUGUACAAUUUAGUGCCAAAAA
Messenger RNA from Prunus mume (Japanese apricot), 1649 nucleotides. RefSeq names its product Glutaredoxin family protein. The record is from RefSeq and is a predicted model, not a curated record. NCBI's taxonomy places the organism in Eukaryota, Viridiplantae, Streptophyta, Magnoliopsida, Rosales, Rosaceae.